AUGUCGAUUGACCCACAAGCUGUCCAGAGAAUCCUCGAUGACAUUGCGCUGAAGUAUCGCGGACCAGGCGGUGCGAUCGCGGUCAUUAAAGAUGGCGAACUAGUCGGUCAACGCGUCUGGGGAUAUGCGGACAUUGAGAACCACAUUGCCAUGACCCCUCAGACUCAGAUGCCCAUCUGCUCCAUCUCGAAACAAUUUUUCUGCGCCUUGAUGCUCGACCUGGAACGCAACCCGACCUCGGCCAUGGCGGGCAAAGGCCCCGCGCGAAAGCAAUUCGAGGAUAUAAUGGCUCAAAUUCUCCCGCCAGAGCUCACCGAAGGCAGUGGGUUGACUCUCCAGCAUCUUGUCGAUAUGCAAUCAGGCUUGCGCGACUAUUGGGCCAUGACCACCCUGUGGGGUGCUAAACCGGACGACGAAUUUCUCGUGGAGAGGGAUUUCCCCCCUGCGCAAGAACGGACUCGAUCGUUUCAUUUCACCCCUGGGACAGAGUUCUCCUACUGCAAUGUCAACUUCCACGUUUUAGGUCGAAUUGUAGAACGUGUGGCUGGGGAGCCACUUGACAAACUGCUGGCCGAGCGAAUUCUUGGCCCGGCUGGAAUGUCAACAGCGUUCAUGUGCCCCGAUAACGCGAAAAUCCCCUCCCCAGUGGUUGGAUAUGAAGGUUCCGAACAGAUUGGGGGAUAUAUUCCCGUCAUUAAUCGCAUAGAGUGGUCUGGGGAUGGGGGGCUGGUUGCUUCACUGGAGGACAUGAUCGCCUAUGAGAAGUAUCUGGAUCGCCUAUUUACCGACUCAGAAAGUUGGUACCGCGCCAUCACCAGUCCACAGACCUAUGCAGAUGGAAAUAGUGCUCCGUAUCAUUAUGGCAUGGACCGAAAGAGUUAUGACGAGGUUGUGACACUCGGGCAUAGUGGCGGAUUGCGCGGUUUCAGAUCUCAUAGACGCAAUGCCCCUCAUGAGCGCCUUUCGGUCGUAGUCUUUUUCAAUCACGAAGCUGAUGUACCUGCUGCGGCGAGUGACAUGCUCCGUGCCCUUCUGAACAGGCCAUUCCCAAAUAUUCCUCCGGUCGAGCCCAGUGCCGCUUGGCUUGGGUCUUUUCUUGACCAGGAUACGCAACUUGCGGUAACGAUCACCCGAGGAUUGCAAAUAGGGGAACUCAUAAUCAAUUAUGAAGGCAGUCCUGAGAUAAUUAAAGCGACUGAUACCAUCCACGCCAAAUCUCUCGACAUGACCGCGAGUAUCGAAGGAAAUGUUGUUCGUAUCCACCGGAUCUCCGAGAACCGAACUCUUGUGGCCAGCCGUCUUGUCCCGAACGAUGUCACUCUUAAAGAUGAGACUCUCCAAGGCACUUAUAGAUCCGAUGAGAUUGAUUCCAAUUUUCACUGCUCUGGACAGGCUGGAAUGUUAUAUGGCUAUUUUGAAGGGUACCUUGGCCGUGGUAUUCCGGCUCCUCUCUAUUACCUUGGAGAUGAUGUCUGGCAGCUCACCUGCCCAAGAGGACUGGAUGCACCGGCUCCCGGUAAUUGGACAAUGGUACUCAAACGCGAUGACCGCGGCGCUGUCUCGGGAUUCAAGAUUGGGUGCUGGCUGGCUAGAGGCAUUGAUUUUGUUAAAGUCUAA
Penicillium macrosclerotiorum is the source of this 1617-nucleotide messenger RNA. RefSeq lists its product as uncharacterized. The transcript has a single exon. The coding region runs from base 1 to 1617 and encodes 538 amino acids. Gene Ontology annotation, molecular function: aminopeptidase activity. The record is from RefSeq and is a predicted model, not a curated record. NCBI's taxonomy places the organism in Eukaryota, Fungi, Ascomycota, Eurotiomycetes, Eurotiales, Aspergillaceae.